Lactuca virosa is the source of this 1151-nucleotide messenger RNA. The record is from the annotation of a GenBank genome assembly. NCBI's taxonomy places the organism in Eukaryota, Viridiplantae, Streptophyta, Magnoliopsida, Asterales, Asteraceae.
AUGCGUCAACACAGGGACGAUUAUAAGAAGUACAGGCAUAACGCAAAUCAACAUUGGAAAAUCCAAAAAUCCCUCGUUGAGCAGGCUAGAAAUGAAUAUGCAAGUGGAAAAUGGGAUGAUGGGGUAACUCUCUCGGAUCAGGCAAGGAUGUGGAAGGAAAAAGCUGAGCAAGCUGAUGAAAAGGCUAGCCAGGAUAUUUUUGAUUCAAGGAACAAAAAUAACGUUGUAGAUUUGAUGACAAUCGAUUUACAUGGACAACAUGUGAAAGAGGGAAUGACGAUACUAAAAUAUCACCUUGCAUUUGGUGUAUAUGGUCGCUCUCUGCGGCGGCUCCGCGUCAUCACCGGAUAUGGGAGUGGAGGAACUGGGCAGUCGAUGCUGAAACAGGCGGUUGUUGAUCUCUUAAAAACGGAGAAAUUUGAGUGGGAGAAAGAAAACGAAGGUAGUCUUCUAAUCAAAUUCGACAUGAAGAAGAGAAAGUUGGGGUUUGUGAAAUUGUAGUUACUCUCAUUAAUCUUUUUUCCUUUCAUUUUUUCUUUGGACAAUUUGUUGUAUGAGAAUGAAACAAAUAUGUGCUCCAUUUCCCAAAACACUUUUGAUCAUCGGUUAACUUACACUUUUCAGAAAUGAUAUUUACGCAAUGAUCAACGGUUAUUUUUAUAGAAGUAUCAAAUAAAAUUAUUUGGAAAACAUAAUAAGUAAGAUGGCUCUAUAAGAUUAGAGAACAUCUUUAUUGAGUUAUUUGUUUUCUAUAUUCCACACCUUUUUAUCACUUGUAAUAAUAUUUUUUACAAAAAUAAUAUUAAAUACAAUAACAUUCAUAACUCCAAUAAAUAUGAUAAGAUAAGAUAUAGAACCUUAAAUACCAAGAGAGGUUUUUUCACCGGAGUUUCUUUAUGUGUGAGGAUUUGAUUUAGAACCAAGAAAUAUCAAAAAACCAAUUCACCAUUCGGUUACCAGCUUUUUCUUGGUGUAUGGUGUUGAUUAAACAAAGGAAAGAAGGAUAGAUGGUGUUAAGAAGAACAGAGAUGUUCCAACUUCCGAUCUUUCUGAUGAGGAGAUGUUCCGACGUAUACGUAUACGGACUUCGGACGUCCACCAUGCUGCUGCUAUGGACAAGAGGGUUGUCCUGACUUUGGACACGUCAAAAG